Anastrepha obliqua is the source of this 707-nucleotide messenger RNA. RefSeq lists its product as uncharacterized. The transcript has 2 exons. Lineage: Eukaryota; Metazoa; Arthropoda; Insecta; Diptera; Tephritidae. Bases 89 to 451 code for a protein of 120 amino acids. The record is from RefSeq and is a predicted model, not a curated record.
GUAACAUCUGAAAUUAUUAAAAAAAUAGUUUUAAUAAAUCAUCUAAACUGCUUUUAUUGAAUAUAAAUAAUACAUCAAGUAAUGAGUUAUGGCUUCAAAUGAUCAGAAAUGCUUUAAUAUACUUAAAUUAAGCUAUUACUGUUUACUAUACAUAAGUCAUACAUUAAACCAAAUAUACCACUUGAUGGUAAGUAAGUGUAAGUGUAAUCAGUGUUACAAAUCUAACCAAAGUCGCAGUGGCCCUUUAACUAACGAGAUCCAGUAUCAAACACAACUACUGAAUCAGACAGCAUAUAGACAGACAUUGAAGGGCAUUCAGCGGAAGUCUAACGGUCGCUCCCGUAUGCCGUCAUCGGAGUACAACUACCAUCAUCCAUCGCAGACGAGUUUCAGCUGCCUCGUGCGACCAGCGUUAUCUGGACACAAUUUCGUUCAGGCUAUUGGAGUUUGAGAUUGCAUUCAAAUAUACAUAUUUGCUGCUUUUGUGACUGCUUAAGACAUUCUCUACAAGUUUGAGAAAUGCUGCUAAAGUGAGUGUCUUUGGCCGACUCUUUCUUGAACCGACAUACGGUUUACGGCUUAUGACCAUAGAUAUAUAGCAGCAUACUUGUAAGUAUUAUUUCAGAUAUAAACAAGAAAAUUCUUGCUAAAAGAGUUAAAUAUGAUUGUGAAUUUAUGAGCUUUUUCUUUCACCCAGGGAACCAGAU